UGCGCUAGACUCGGUACUGAGGUUGCACACUCUGGCUUGAUGGAGUGAGGAGCGCGGUAGAGCCAGUUACGGAGGACUUUUGUGAAUUUUCAGAUUCGGAACAUGAACUACAUAUCAAAAAGACAUCGGCCCAUAGAUUCAGCUAGACCAGUUCAAUAUUAAAGUGAACAGAGCAAACGGUAAUUUCAGAGGUUUUCAUGCAUACCUUCAUAUAAAGCCAAUGUAAUAUAUCUGUCGUAUUUCAAGACUGUUUCACCGAAGUCCUGGAAUUAGUUGAUUCUCUAUCAAUUUUCCUCCCUCUUUCUACCUUCCCUUUCUAUUCAUUACAUUUGAGGCUCCGAAAGCUUCCAUUGCCUCUGCUACAAGGACUGUGGUGAUUUGGAACGGCAUUUGAUAGCCACUGGACUUGAUUCAUCGCGGAGUUUUUGACUCCUCGUCAUGGGGUACAGUGGACAAACUGCUAGAAGUGGAAGAAGAGGAGUCGCGGGAUACUUAUUGAAGAUGAUCACCAUAUUUUUGUUUUUUCUAAUUGCCCUCGUGGAUAUCGGAGCUUCUCAAGUGAGAGAUGAUGAUGACUUCAUGGGAUUGGGUGAUCUGCCAGAGACCUUCCCCUCGGACCCUCCGGAGCCCCUCCCAGUGUUCCUGAUGGAGCCCGAGGAGGCGUACAUCGUCAAGAACAAACCUGUCAAUCUCUACUGCAAGGCCACGCCCGCCACUCAGAUCUACUUCAAAUGCAACAGCGAGUGGGUCCACCAGAAAGAACACACUGUAGAGGAGAGGGUGGACGAGAACUCGGGAUUGGUGGUGCGAGAGGCCAGUAUUGAGAUCACACGGCAGCAAGUAGAGGAGCUGUUUGGACCAGAGGACUUCUGGUGUCAGUGUGUUGCCUGGAGCUCUGCAGGGACCACCAAGAGUCGCAAGGCACACGUCCUCAUCGCGUAUCUCAGGAAGACGUUUGACCAGGAGCCUCUGGGAAAGGAAGUGUCUCUAGAACAGGAAGUGCUUCUUCAAUGCCGCCCCCCAGAAGGAAUCCCUGCUGCUGAGGUGGAGUGGCUGAAGAAUGAGGAGAUCAUAGACCCUGCUGAUGACCGUAACUUCUACAUCACCAUCGACCAUAACCUGAUCAUCAAACAGGCCAGACUGUCUGACACAGCUAACUACACAUGUGUCGCCAAGAACAUCGUCGCUAAGAGACGGAGCACCACGGCAACUGUCAUUGUUUAUGUGAAUGGUGGCUGGUCAACGUGGACAGAGUGGACGGUGUGUAACAGUCGCUGUGGCCGUGGCUACCAGAAGCGUACGCGGAGCUGCACCAACCCAGCACCUCUCAACGGCGGCGCCAUCUGUGACGGGCAAGGCAUUCAGAAGCUGGCAUGUAACCCACUGUGCCCAGUGGAUGGUCUGUGGACAGAGUGGAGUAAAUGGUCCACGUGUGGGACAGAGUGUACCCAUUGGAGGAGGAGGGAGUGCAGCGCCCCAGCGCCCAAAAACGGUGGGAAGGACUGUGAGGGCAUGGUGCUUCAGUCCCAGAACUGCACCGAUGGCCUGUGUAUGCAGAGUUCCUUAUAUCAGAAGUCCUCUGAAUUCAACAAAGACAAGAUUGAUUUGGGAUAUCCAUCUGCCCCCAGUACAGAUGAUGUGGCACUGUACGUAGGCGUCGUCAUCGCUGUGAUCAUGUGUCUGGUCAUCUCCGUCAUCGUGGCGCUGUUCGUCUACAGGAAGCACCAUCGCGACUUUGACUCUGACAUCAUAGACACCUCGGCCCUCUACGAGGGUUUCCAGCCCGUCAGCAUCAAGACGGCUCGAACAGCUGACCUUCUGACAACACCCCCUGACCUGACCUCUGCUGCCGCCAUGUACCGCGGUCCGGUCUACGCCCUCCAUGAUGUCGCAGACAAGAUUCCCAUGACCAACUCCCCCCUCUUGGACCCCCUGCCCAACCUGAAGAUCAAGGUGUACAACUCCUCUGGUCUGGUCACCCCCUCUGAGGACCUGUCUGAAUUCUCCUCCAAGCUGUCCCCUAAGCUGCCCCACUGCCUGCUGGAUGGGGACACCAUGGGGAGGAGGACCCAGACCCAGACCCUGCUCCGUACCGGCACCAGGGACCCCUCCUGUACCGCUCUGGGCUCCUUCAACUCCAUGGGUGGACACCUCAUUGUCCCUAACUCAGGGGUGAGUCUCCUAGUCCCAGCGGGGGCUGUCCCACAGGGUAGAGUGUAUGAGAUGUACGUGACCGUUCACAGGAAGGACAGCAUGAGACCCCCAGUCGAUGACUGCCAGACAGUGCUGAGUUCAGUGGUGAGCUGUGGCCCCCCAGGGGCCCUCCUGACUCGCCCAGUCAUCAUCACCAUGCACCACUGUGCUGAGGCCGAUAGUGAUUCAGCCGAGGAUUGGCUGAUCCAGCUCAAGAGCCAAUCACAGCAGGCCCAGUGGGAGGAGGUGGUGGUGGUAGGAGAGGAGAACUUCACCACUCCCUGUUACAUCCAGAUGGAUGAGGAGGCAUGUCACAUCCUGACAGAGACCCUAGGAACAUACUGCCUGGUGGGCCAGUCCUGCAGCGCGGCCACCACCAAGAGACUGAAACUGGCCAUCUUCGGCCCCGUCACCUGCCCCGCCCUUGAGUACCACAUUAGAGUUUACUGCCUGGAUGACACACAGGACUCAUUCAAAGAGGUUUUGCAGAUGGAGAAACAGAUGGGAGGGAAACUCCUGGACGAACCAAAGACACUCAACUUCAAGGACAGCACCCACAACCUGCGACUGUCCAUCCACGAUGUCCCACACACACUGUGGAAAAGCAAGCUACUAGCCAAGUACCAGGAGUUGUCAUUCCAGCAGGUGUGGUCUGGGUCCCAGAGGAACCUCCACUGUACUUUCACCCUGGAGAGGUUCUGUCCCAGCACCGUCAACCUGGCCUGUAAGCUGUGUGUUCGACAGGUGGAGGGGGAGGGUCAGAUCUUCCAGCUCGACACCACCCUCUCAGAGGACACCCAGAGUAUCGACACGUCUCUGCUGGACCCAGCCAGUAACAUCACAACCCUGGUGGGGCCCAAUGCCUUCCGCAUUCCCCUCUCCAUCAGACAGAAGCUCUGUGGCAGCCUCGACGCACCACAGAACCGAGGAAACGACUGGAGGAUGCUGGCACACAAACUGAACCUGGACAGGUAUUUGAAUUACUUUGCCACUAAAUCCAGUCCUACGGGGGUGAUUCUGGACCUUUGGGAGGCCCAACACUUCCCUGAUGGGAACCUCGGCCGCCUGGCUGCCGUGCUGGAGGAGAUGGGUCGCCAUGAGAACCUUGUGCUCAUGGCAACAGACCACUGACACCCGUCCUUCAAAGAACAGGAAGUUCCAGGGAGGAGUAAGAGAUGAGUCACAGAGAAAAGAAGAGAGAGAGAGGAACACAGGACAGGCAGAAAUACAGGACAGGCAGAGCAAGACCUCUCUUCCAUCAGAGAACACACAUCCAUAGAGACACACACACAAACAUACACUGAACAAUAAUAUAAACGCAACAUGCAACAAUUUCAUAGGUUUUGUGAGUUACAGUUCAUAUAAGGAAAUCAGUCAAUUGAAAUAAACUCAUUAGGCCCUAAUCUAUGGAUUUCACAUGACUGGGAAUACAGAUAUGCAUCUGUUGGUCACAGACACCUUAAAAAAAGGUAGGGGCGUAGAUCAGAAAACCAGUCAGUAUCUGGUGUGACCACCAUUUGCCUCAUGCAGCACAACACAUCUCCUUCACAUAGUUGAUCAGGCUGUUGAUUGUGGCCUGUGGAAUGUUGUCCCACUCCUCUUCAAUGCCUGUGCAAAGUGGCUGGAUAUUGGCGGGAACUGGAACACUCUGUCGUACAUGUCGAUCCAGAGCAUCCCGAACAUGCUCAAUGGGUGACAUGUCUGGUGAGUAUGCAGGCCAUGGAAGAACUGGAACAUUUUCAGCUUCCAGGAAUUGUGUACAGAUUCUCGUGACAUGGGGCUGUGCAUUAUCAUGCUGAAACAUGAGGUGAUGGUGGUGGAUGAAUGGCACCACAAUGGGCCUCAGGUCUCGUCACAGUAUCUCUGUGCAUUCAAAUUGCCAUCGAUAAAAUGCAAUUGUGUUCGUGUACGUAGCUUAUUCCUGGCCAUACCAUAACCCCACCUCUGUUCGCAAUGUUGACUUCAGCAAAGUGCUCACCCACACAACACCAAACACGCUGUCUGCCAUCUGCCCAGUACAAUUUAAACUGGGAUUCAACCCUGAAGAGCACAGUGUGCCAGUGGCCAUCGAAGAUGCACAUUUUCCCAAUGAAGCCUGUCUGACCGUUUGUGCAACAAUUAUUCGGUUGUGCAAACUCACAGUUUCAUCAGCUGUCCAGGUGGCGUGCCUCAGACCCUCCCACAGGUGAAGAAGCUGGCAGUGGAGGUCCUGGACUGGCGUGGUUACAUGUGGUAUACAUUUACAUUUUAGAGUGACUUUUGAUUGUCCCCAGCACAAGGUGCACCUGUAUAAUGAUCAUGCUGUUUAAUCAGCUUCCUGAUAUGCUACACAUGUCAGGUGAAUCGACUAUCUUUUCAAAGGCGAAAUGCUCACAAACAGGAAUGUAAACACAUUUGUGCAGAAAAUUUUGAGCAAAAUAAGCUUUUUGUGCAUAUGGAACAUUUCUGGGAUCUUUUAUUUCAGCUCAUGAAACAUGGGACCAACACUUUACAUGUUGCGUUUAUAUCUUGUUCAAUAUACUUAGCAUAGCCACGCUCCACUUUCAAUAUAUUGAACUAGGAUGUUAGUGAGCCUUGUCUGUACUCUCUCUGGAACAGUUGUCUUUACCGUGAUACAGUUUCCUAGGAAACGCUUGAUAGUUCUGUCCAUAUAUUGGAUGACCUCAUGGAUGUCUCUCUGUGGUGGCUCAGAGCAGAGGAACAUGGGAAGGGGUGUGGCCAGAGGGAGUGGGGAAGGCCCCUCCCACUUCAACUGCCCUAUGGAUCCUCAUGGUAACUCCUGGAACCAACAAUACUGUUUAAGGACUCGUCAACAUUUCUAAUGAAAGAACUUGUUUCGGUGACUAUAUACGUCUGUAUUUAACACAUCUAUUUAUACACAAAUAUGUCUCCUGUAUUUUAUGCAGUCUAAUAUUGAUUACUUUAGGCUGCGUUUACACACAGCCAUCUUUUGACCAAUCAGAUCUUUUCACAGCAGAUCUUUUUCAGAGCUGAUCUGAUUGGUCAAAAGACAAAUUAGUAAAACAAUAUCAGAAUUGAGCUGCCCGUGUAAACAUAGCCUUGGAGUUCUCUUGUGUUCCCUUUCUUUUCAUUGUGUCAACGUGCCCCCUGGUGGAUUCUCUUGUUAAUGACGCCUACUGUACAGUCACUGAAACAAAGCCAGUAGAACAACCUGUACAUAAGCAGAACAUUGAAAACUCUAACCUUUUACAGUGUUAGUAAGACUGUCAUCAUUAAUAUUAACUGUUGUCAUUCCUGUUGUGUAUUAUUAUUGUUUUACAAUUAUUUUGUGUUACUUUCUAUUCUUCAAUUAUUUACAAUUUGCCUAUUUAAUUUGAAAAGUAUAUAUUUUGGUUUAGAUUGCGCUAUCAAGUGUUGGUUUAUUAGCCCAUAAAACCAAUGAUGCUGAUAGAUGGAACUGUUUGAGAGGUCAGUGAGAGGUCAGUCAAUCAAAGGUCAAAGUUCAGUAGUUAUCGCUCACUGCAUGCCAGUCAGCAUAGUAGGGUCAUCACUGUCUGGCCAAGUUACAAAAUCAGAAGUUCUAAAAUGUAGCUUCUUAAAAUCAGAUUUUGAACCUAGCCCUAACCUUAACCUCACUGGUAACCUUAUACCUAACCCUAACCUUAACCUUAGUUUAUUUUCAUAAAUGUUUCCAAUAUAGACCAUUUUGACUGACUUUGCAGGUUGGUCAUCUAGUGGGAACCAUAUAAUGGAGAAUCUCAAUCUGCUCUCAUCAUGUAUGGUCCUCUGAUGAUGACCUCAUUCAUAUGAGACAGAACCAGGGUAGUGGAAGAGAUGCGAGUCUGUCUCCCAAGGUGGAAGAUGGGUAAUUUGUUGAUAGACAAAUAUAUUUUUUCUUAGGACUGAUGCAGCCUGAUACGAUUGUCUUUUUACCAAAUAAUUGACAUAAUAUUAUGUACAAUUCCACACUAGCGUUCUCUUUCAUCAGGUCAAAAUACGUGUCAUUUGAUUGUUUCGCGCCAAGUUACUGAAUGACAGUUGCUGUUGACGUUGAGCAGGGGGAAUAGAAAUAGGUGAAAUAAUGGGAAAUGUUAUGCAUUAUCUAUUUAUUUAUAUUUGAAAUGGGAAAUUCAGUAUAAGGAUUGUAUGAUAGCAUAUGUGUAUGUGUAAAAUAAUUGAAGAUAACUGUCAAAACAUUCCUUUACAGCAGCAGUACUGACGACAGUCAUUUGAUUAGUUUUGGUUCAAAACAUUUUGUCUUGACAGUUGGGAAUUUUUCUAAAGCCGUCUAUGCAAACUUUGCAUUCUUUAUAAACAAAAUGUAGGUACUGAAAAGUGCUAGCUGUUGCAUUCCAUCGUUCUCCUGAGGCUUCAUGGGUAAUAUUGUAUAGUGAGAACGUAGCUAAUUCUUGUUCUGACUCUCAUGUUAUUUGCAAAUGCUUGCAUUUCCUCUGUCAAGUUCCUGUACAAAGUGUAAGAAAUAAUUUUUAAAACUAAUAAUAAAUUAUAUUUAUAUGCAACACUGAAUGCAGAGUCCGACUCUCCUUUUCCACAUCUUGGUUCAACCCUAACACUAACUACCACAGUGUUUCCAACACUCGGUCCUCAACCCCAAGAGGUGCGUGUGAGAGAAAUCAUCUAAUUCCUCUAAUAAGGAGACGAUAUAGACGUUGACAUCAUUUUAUUAGGGAAUGUUCUCCUGGUCCACACACUCUCUUAUACACAUAUGUACAGAUUAAAUAAGGCACACGCCAUAGUGGUGGAGUGGACGGUCAGUGAGUUAUUCUGUAGACAAGCCAAAGGCAAACAACCAAAACUGAUAUUUAACAUGAUUAAGUCCAUCAGUAUCAAUACAUUUCAAUAUUAUUAUUAACAAUUCAAUACCGUGAGGGGAGUUUUUUUCUUCAUAUUACAGUAACAAGACAAGCAUGGGGGAGACCAUCUUAUUGGCAUGACUCAGCUAGCCUGAGUAACAUCACUCCCAAGCAUAUUAACCAUCAGCUAGCCUGAGUAACAUCACUCCCAAGCGUAUUAACCAUCAGCUAGCCUGAGUAACAUCACUCCCAAGCAUAUUAACCAUCAGCUAGCCUGAGUAACAUCACUCCCAAGCGUAUUAACCAUCAGCUAGCCUGAGUAACAUCACUCCCAAGCGUAUUAACCAUCAGCUAGCCUGAGUAACAUCACUCCCAAGCAUAUUAACCAUCAGCUAGCCUGAGUAACAUCACUCCCAAGCGUAUUAACCAUCAGCUAGCCUGAGUAACAUCACUCCCAAGCGUAUUAACCAUCAGCUAGCCUGAGUAACAUCACUCCCAAGCAUAUUAACCAUCAGCUAGCCUGAGUAACAUCACUCCCAAGCAUAUUAACAAUCAGCUAGCCUGAGUAACAUCACUCCCAAGUGUAUUAACCAUCAGCUAGCCUGAGUAACAUCACUCCCAAGCGUAUUAACCAUCAGCUAGCCUGAGUAACAUCACUGCCAAGCGUAUUAACCAUCAGCUAGCCUGAGUAACAUCACUCCCAAGCGUAUUAACCAUCAGCUAGCCUGAGUAACAUCACUCCCAAGCGUAUUAACCAUCAGCUAGCCUGAGUAACAUCACUCCCAAGCAUAUUAACCAUCAGCUAGCCUGAGUAACAUCACUCCCAAGUGUAUUAACCAUCAGCUAGCCUGAGUAACAUCACUCCCAAGCGUAUUAACCAUGAUGUAUCAUUUUCUCCUAUAGUUAGUUGUUGAAACAGUACAUAGACAUUUCAGGGGACUAAGAAUGGCUCCCUUGGAUAGUCAAAUGGCCCACAUGUAGGUCAAUAUUGAAGCUGUGUGUUUUCCUGUGUGAAUAGAAGAAACCAAUUCCUGGGUUUCUAAAGCAGUAAUGCUGCAAGAGAUAUAUACUUCAUGUCCAACAGUAUGUAGAGAUUUCUCUACAGUUGUAAAAAAAAAAAAAAA
Oncorhynchus kisutch (coho salmon) is the source of this 8092-nucleotide messenger RNA. Its product is annotated as netrin receptor UNC5C-like. Gene Ontology annotation, biological process: axon guidance; netrin-activated signaling pathway. Gene Ontology annotation, molecular function: protein binding; netrin receptor activity. Lineage: Eukaryota; Metazoa; Chordata; Actinopteri; Salmoniformes; Salmonidae. Bases 439 to 3324 code for a protein of 961 amino acids. Gene Ontology annotation, cellular component: membrane. The record is from RefSeq and is a predicted model, not a curated record. The transcript is spliced from 17 exons.